GAGAGGAAGAGAGAGAAGGAGGCAGAGAGGAGGAGAAAGAAAGCGAGAAAGACCAGAACAACAAGACAGAGCAUGCCUGAAGAAGCGGUAUCUGACGUUUGUUCCUCACAUAGUUUGGAACAUUGUGACUUCUCCACACUCCUUGAGAUAUGAGACUCACAGACUAAAAAAAGUUUUUUUAGCAGCAGAAUUAUUUUACAUUCUCAGCCUGGUCCGCGAUGAGUGCCUCUGCAGGGACAGGAGUGUUUGUGCUCUCCUGGAUGUCCAUCCCAAUCUGCUGUUUAUUUAAUUCCCUCAUAGCCAACAGCGCUCAAGCUUUCAUCUUCGCUGGGUGUUCAACAGUCAUCAUCCUGGCAAUUUCACGUGUUAUGUUCAAGAACAAAGCUCCAGCAGAUCCUCUAUUCUAUGUGUAUGCAGUGUAUGCCUUCUUCAGUGUGGUGAAUCUGAUCAUUGGGUUGGAGCAGGACAACAUCAUUGAUGGAUUUGUGACAUUUUACCUCAGGCAGGCAGAUCCACAUAUUAACACAUCACAUGGGCACAUGAUCUCCUACUGGGAUGGCUGUGUUCAUUAUCUCAUGUAUCUGCUCAUGAUUGCUGCAAUUACUUGGGGGGACAGUUACCGAGCCAUUGGUCUAUACUGGGUGGGAUCUUUUCUCAUGCGUGCCAUAGUCUACAUUCUUGGGAAUACUGUGGGAAAGCAUGGGACUGAAGUUAAUUAUUUCUUCCUCCUCCACAUGCUAUACAUCUCAGUGUCUGUUUGGGCCUGCUUCCGCAUCUUCAGUCAGCCCUCCACACAGGAAGUUAAGUUGACAGAGGCUGAAGGGAAAAGUUUACUACACAGACCUCUGGACUUACUGUUCAUCAUCUACCUCAUCCCCGCCUUUGCUUUCUGUGUCUUCAGAGGCCUGGUUGUUCUGGACUGUUCCAGCAAAUGGUGUCAAGAAUACACACAGCAGUAUGAGCCUUACCUGAAGGACCCUUCUGCCUAUCCUAAAGCACAGAUGCUGGUGGGCAUGCUGUACUCUGGACCGUACUACAUCAUUACACUCUACGGGCUGAUCGUCCCAGGAUGUGAGUGGAUGCCAGACCUGACUCUUGUACACUCUGGAGCUCUGGCACAGGCCCAGUUCACUCAUAUUGGUGCGUCACUUCACACACGGACACCGUUCUCAUACAGAGUGCCUGCUGGCGGCCAGCCUGUCUUCUUGCUGGUCAAUAUCCUGUAUGCUCUGAUGCCUCAGGCUCUCUGCUACCGCUGUCGCACCAGGCCUUCCUUCUUCCUCAGGCCAACGGCAGAUAAGAAGAAUAAAUGAAAGAGAUGCAGCAUGAGAGAGUGCCAGGGAUGUCAUUGAUGCAUAAAUAAAAGACUUGCAACGUACUGCUCUCACUCUUUGCAGUUAGUAGCAGAUGCUAUUUUUGGAGGGGAAGCCACCACCACCUUAAUGAGGGCUAAGUGGAGGUAUUGGAAACAUGACAAAGUAAUCCAGGGGUCCCACACAAAAUGAUCGUUGUUCUUACCGUUUUGACAAGUUUAUUGGUAACAAUACUUUUAACUUGAUGACACGGACAUUUCUGUGCAGUGAAUAUUGUGCCAAUAGUUUGGAAAAUAUAUAAAUUAACAUGUCUGUAUGCUUUAUAAUAUAGAAUACAAUCUAUAUUACAUAUAAAUAUUCAACCUUUAAAAUGGCAAUAUGUAGAAAUCUGUUUUUUAUAUUCAGAAUGCCUUGUUUGGUACUAUCCACACUGAAAGAAUAUGCUAUCAUUUGUAUUCACUUACCACUGAUUUGUUUUUCACUUUCAAGGGAAUUGUAAUUAUAUUAGACAAUUAUUGUCCUGUCUUUACAAGCAAAUACAUUGGAGUUCAGUUCUUGACAGUCUUUUUGGGCCGGUUGUUUUGCCUUAUUUGAAAAGAGGUGUAAAAGGACGACAGAGUAUAUGCUGUACUACUGACUGUAAGCCCCUUGGGAAAGUGUAUGAUUUGUGAUACUAGACUAAAUAAAUAAUAUUUCCUGA
Messenger RNA from Eleginops maclovinus (Patagonian blennie), 2013 nucleotides. RefSeq names its product transmembrane 6 superfamily member 1-like. The transcript has 10 exons. The record is from RefSeq and is a predicted model, not a curated record. Gene Ontology annotation, cellular component: lysosomal membrane. Lineage: Eukaryota; Metazoa; Chordata; Actinopteri; Perciformes; Eleginopidae. The coding region runs from base 219 to 1313 and encodes 364 amino acids.